Messenger RNA from Anopheles arabiensis, 3239 nucleotides. Its product is annotated as anion exchange protein 3-like. The transcript is spliced from 7 exons. Bases 155 to 3127 code for a protein of 990 amino acids. Gene Ontology annotation, biological process: bicarbonate transport; regulation of intracellular pH; monoatomic anion transport. Gene Ontology annotation, cellular component: plasma membrane. Lineage: Eukaryota; Metazoa; Arthropoda; Insecta; Diptera; Culicidae. The record is from RefSeq and is a predicted model, not a curated record. Gene Ontology annotation, molecular function: monoatomic anion transmembrane transporter activity; solute:inorganic anion antiporter activity.
AAAAGGUUUGCCGGUUCUGGCCGGUACGAUCGAUCAGUUCGGGUGCGUCGCUUGGCGAAGCAAGAUCGCAAAGAUCGACAAGUUGGUUUGAUAUUAGAACAAACGAACGUCUUAUUCUUGGAGUGGUUAGUGAAGUGCAAGUGGCAAGUGAAGAAUGGCUCAUUUUCUCGACAUUCCGUACGCAGACGGUUCGAUGAGACGUAAAAGCUCGAUAGCAUCGAGUGUGCUGGCGAGACACUUUAUAAAUAACGCCAACCGAAGUAUCAAUAGCUCAUGCGCCCAAAUAAAUGAGUCGGAUAAGGCUAACGAUACAAACCACAAGGUGUUUGUGCAGCUGAACGAGCUGACCGGCAGCGGAGAAAAUCAGGAAUGGAAGCAAACGGCCCGCUGGAUCAAGUACGAGGAGAACUUGGAGGAGGGAGCCGAUCGGUGGGGCCGGCCACACGUUGCCGCCCUGUCGUUUCACUCGCUGCUGAAUCUACGCCACUGUCUCGAGACGGGAGUCGUUCUGAUGAACCUAGAGGCAAAUGACUUGUCCAUAGUUGCGCAUCGUGUGGUGGAGCAGAUGGUCGCUCGUGAGUUGAUCCAUGAGGAUGAUAAACCGGUCAUUGCACGGGCACUGCUGCUGCGCCAUCGGCAUGUCAACGAGAACGCGCACGGUGGAAUCUUCUACGGAUCGAGGCGAAGGUUAAGCAGCUUCACGAGCAUUCUGAGUGUGAAGAAUGACAGCAGAAAACCAUGUAUCAUACCGGUAGUCGAGAUCAAUGGCCAGGGAGGCCAAAGUGAGAUGAGACUCAACAUCAACGACGAAUCCUACACCUCCUCCCAGGAAGACAUCAAGAUGUGCACGAUUCUGAAGCGCAUUCCCGAGGGGGCCGAAGCAACGACCGUCCUCGUCGGUGCGGUCGACUUUCUUGAGCAGCCCACGAUCGCUUUCGUACGGCUGGCGGAAGGUAUCCCGAUGCCGAGCAUUACGGAGGUACCGAUCCCCGUGCGCUUCCUGUUUCUUCUGCUCGGGCCUCAAAAAAUCGACCUGGACUACCAUGAGGUUGGCCGGUCGAUUGCAACACUCAUGUCGAACGAGCAUUUCCACAACAUCGCCUAUAAGGCGGACGAUCGAGAAGAGCUGCUGUCCGCGAUCGAUGAGUUCCUGGAAGACUCGAUCGUGCUUCCACCGAGCAAAUGGGAGCGUCAGGGACUUUUGCCGUUCGAGGAGCUCAAGGCCAGAAGUGACAUGAUCCGAUUGCGCAAGAAGAAAGCACUGGACGAGAUGAUUAAGAGUAAGCAACCACAGCUGGUCACGAGCGAAGAGGAAAAGAAGCUCCUAACGGUUAGUGGUGGUGGUGAAGGGGCGAGUGAUGGGAAGAAACCGCCCAGUAACCCGUUGCAGAAGACCAACCGUCUGUGGGGUGGAGUGAUCAACGACAUCAAGCGUCGCUAUCCGAUGUACAAGAGCGACAUUAUGGAUGGACUCAACACUGAGACGCUGGCGGCGACCAUCUUUAUGUACUUUGCGACCCUCUCAACGGCCAUCACCUUCGGAGGGUUGUGUUCGGAUAAAACCGAUAACCUGAUCGGCAUCUCGGAAUCUCUGCUGUCAGAUGCGAUAUUCGGUAUGGUGUUUCAUCUGCUUGCCGGACAGCCUCUGCUCAUCAUUGGCACGACCGGUCCGCUUGUCCUGUUCGAUGAGGCACUGAAUCAGUUCUGUAUCUCGAACGACUUCAACUUCCUCACGGUGCGCGUGUAUGUUGGAUGUUGGCUGGUGGUGAUCGCUUUGCUCGUGUCCGCGUUCGAGGGUAGUGUGUACGUGCGAAUGUUCACUCGCUUUACGCAGGAAAUCUUUUCCGCCCUAAUCACGCUACUGUUCAUCUUUGAAACCUCCAUAAAGCUCGUAUCUGUGUAUGUUCGACAUCCGCUGUUGUCUGAGUAUGUGUACAAGAACAUUACUGUUGCACCCCUUCUACCUAUGCCUUGUCUGGAGGUGAGCAAUGGCACUACUUCGAUUGGAUUGCUCGAAAAUAACCUAACAAUGGUCGUGAAUGGAACGCUGGGACUCGUCUCAAACAUGGAUCACCUGCUCAUUCCGGAAGAUGCUAGGGGGCCUCGAAACCAACCAAAUACGGCGCUUUUCUGCACCAUCCUCAUGUUUGGAACAUUCUCGCUGGCCUACUACCUGAAGCUGUUCCGUAACUCACACUUCCUGGGGCGUACUGCGCGACGUGCGCUCGGUGAUUUUGGAGUACCGAUCUCGAUCGCCAUAUUCGUACUAGUUGACUACAUGACGCCACAGGUGUACACGGAGAAACUAAGCGUACCCGAGGGUCUCUCACCGAGCGAUCAAACACGCCGUGGAUGGCUUAUUCCGAUGGGUGGCGUUCCCAGCUGGUUGCCCUUCUUGGCAAGUAUUCCCGCACUGUUGAUGUACAUUCUGAUCUUCAUGGAGACGCACAUUGCGGAGCUGAUCGUCGAUAAGCCUGAGCGAGGGCUGAAGAAAGGUUCCGGUUUGCACAUGGACGUUGUGUUGCUGUGUGUCAUUAACACCGUGUGUGGGUUCUUCGGUAUGCCGUGGCAUAGUGCUGCUACGGUCCGAUCGGUAUCACACGUAUCAGCCGUUACUAUCAUGUCUAGAACUCAUGCACCAGGAGAUACGCCACACAUCGCGGACGUGAAGGAGCAACGAGUAUCGGGCUUUGUGGUAUCGGUCUUGGUGGGGCUUUCAGUAGUAAUGGCUCCGAUCUUGCGCUUGAUCCCCAUGUCUGUGCUGUUUGGUGUUUUUCUCUACUUGGGCAUUGCUUCCAUGAGCGGAGUGCAGUUGUUCGAGCGAUUACGGUUGUUCCUGAUGCCAGUUAAACAUCAUCUACAAGUGCCAUUUGUGCGACGUGUUCGGACGUGGAAGAUGCAUCUGUUCACCUUCAUACAGGUACUAGCGUUAGCCGUUAUGCUAGCCGUGAAAUCAUCACCAUUUGCAAUGGCAUUCCCGUCCUUUCUGAUAUUCAUGGUGCCGAUUCGGAUACAGAUGGAGAAGUUUUUCUCGCCCCUUGAGUUGCGUGCACUGGACAGCAGUCAACCGAACGAAGGAGCAGAAGAUGAACCCGAUUUUUACGAGCAAGCUCCCAUUCCUGCCUAAAUAAUCGCGAUUUAUACUUAAAAAUAUGAAAGUACUCAACAGAUUUAUAACUAUGUGUUUAACAAUUAUAUUUGUUACCUUUUACAAUGAUGAAUAAAGCUUUUAAAAGAUG